AUGUCGACGGACCUUCUCUACGAAUAUUUCUAUCCUCCAUCCGACUACUUCAGAAGUCCCUUCGACGACAUCCCGUCCCCAGAAUCCUCCCCGUUGGACGUCGUUGAUUCGUCGUCGCCGUUUGAUUUGGAGCUCUGGAACGAUUCACCGCCGCCGCAGCCGUUGUCGCUUCAGAAGACGUCGCCGUCUCCGAAGCCACAUGUGAUGGCGUCGUCUGCUGCUGGCAAUCUGAGCUGCCACGUGUGCGCGUCUCCAACUGCGAAUACUUUGCACUUUGGCGGCCGAUCUUGUAAAGUGAGUUUUCCGAUUUUCUUAUGAUUCGCUUUGCACUUGCAUUCGCACUCAUAGACCGAAAACAAGAUUGUCAUUGUGUUCUUCAAAAGUCUGAAUGAUAAGUGGUGGCGCGAUCGAAAAACAAAACAAAUUCUGUGACGCUGGAGACUGAUAGUGAGACUGAGACUGAAGUGCAUUAUCAAGUUGUGUCUCUGCGGCCAAUAUGUUCCCAGUUCAAACAUGAUAUCUUGACACAACAUGUUAAAACAACAUGCUUCCUUUUUGUGUUUUCAGUGCAAUUUGCACAUUUUGACUGCCUAAACAGUCAUUUGUAGUGUAUUUGUGCACUGUAAAUAUAGUCUGUUCGUGCUUGUUUUCUGCCAGGAAAACAACCUCAUUUUGUGACCUGUGUCCGCAUUUUGUGUGUGGUCUUGCGUGUAGCCACGAUGAUAAACCUUCUGAUUCUAAUUGACAUCUCCACGCGAAUCCCUUGCUGAUGAGACGAUCGAAUCAAUCAAAGUACGGUUUUCAUUAGUAGUUCAAUCCUGAUCAACGUUUCGUAUAUAUGCUAGCACCGGGGUGAAUAAACAAAGAGAGUAACUGAUAACUGGCGUAUUGUUGCGCGUUUUGCGAGCACGAAAAGAAGGGGGUGAAUGAACUAUCUGCCUACGUCAGCGUUAAGAGUUCCGGCCCGGAAAACGUUUGUUUCAUAAUUUUCUUUGCAGGCAUGCGCGGCCUUUUUCCGGCGCAGUGUCGCCAUGUCGAUGACUUACGAAUGCAUCGGAUCACAGGACGAUUCCGUGCCGUGCAAAAUUCACUUCGAGCUGAGAAUGCUCUGUAGACACUGCCGGUUCAUCAAGUGCCUGGACGCUGGAAUGCGCCGAGAAUGUGAGUGCGAUUGACUUCCGAUCAGUCACAUGUUUUGGGCGGAACAUUCGACGGCAUCAAAACAGUUGAUUUGCAGUGGUACAAGCGAAAAAAGAGGAGGCGAGGGUGGCGAAACGACGGUCAAGGGGGCUGAUUGUAGCGAAGAAGAACGAGGUGGAAACCACGUAUGAGGAGUAUGUGAAUGCGUACAGUCAUGGUUAGUUGGGAGAGGGAGAAUGACUGUUUCCCAACUGUAAUCAAUUUUCAGAACCCACCCAGAAACCGGAGCCGGACACCCUCGACCUGACCAUUCCGGAGUCGUACUUGUCCCCGGAUGUCUCCGCUUCUUCCUCGCACCCAGUCGAAAUGUCCAUCUCACUCUCUCCGCCGUCGCCCGUUCCUUCUGCUCCGUCCAGUUUCCCAAUGAUUUCUCGGACGGUCUCGCAUUCCCCGCCAUUCGAUCCGCAACAAGCGAGUACCAGCCAAGGAAUGACUCAGUAUGUGCAGUAUUAUCCGAUUGUUGAGUUGGACACCAAAAUAUUCGAGUUGGUCGAUCACUAUGUGAGAACGGAAGCGUCUCUGAACGAUCGGAGGAAGAUCAUGUACACGGAUACGCAGAUUAGAGAUGUGUUCGACAUCACCUGCGAAUGCGUGAGUCCUUCUUUUAUGCUGCCCACAAAGCAAUCAAUUAUUUCAGCCGUACGAAAGUUACCAGCUGAAACCUUUCGACUACAAAACUUUUUGCGGUUUCGUGAAACACGACUUCGUAAUGAUUCUGGACUACGUGAAUCAGUUUCCAGAGUUCCAGUCAUUGAUGAAAAACGAGAAAAACGUGGUGUAUCGGAUGGCGUGUGCAGUUGAUUCCAUGAUCGGAUCCGCCUAUUAUACAUAUCGGUUAGUGCGUCUAGACGUUCGCAAAUAAUAAAUCUAAGUAUCUCUAGUGCUGGAAUCGAGAAAGAACGACUGGUUCUGUUCAACGGAGACUUCAUUUCUAUGAAUCCGAGACCGAUGAGCGGAGACGAACCAGGCGCAGAAGUACACUUUCAAAGCCCUGGAGACCACGAGAAAUACAAGUAAGCUUUGCUUUUAAAUGAUUGAUUAACCGAUUGAACUACAGAAUUCUGAUGCCGUUAAAGCUGAAACAAUACUUCGACAUGGCCGUGCCCUUCUCCCGGUUGGAAGUCUCUUUUGAAGAAUUUGUUCUCCUCAAAGCGCUCACAAUAUGGCACAUCAGCGAUUACGCAUUGACGGAAGACGGUCGUGCCAUUUGUGCUCGUCAACGGGACGCCAUUCUCCAGGCUCUGCACAAAGUGGUCGAGGAACGAGGCGACGAGGAUCCGGCCAUCCGAGUCGGCCAACUUCUGCUCAGCAUGAGCUACAUAACGGUCAGUUCUCCAGCUUUCGCACUUUAUUAUAAACUAAAGUAUUUUCAGGAGCUAGUGCAAGCAAUGACAAACGCGUACGUCCUACAAACGUUCUUCGGAAUCGUCUCUGCUGACAGUAUCAUGCGUGAUUUGCUCUUCAAAUACUCCUGA
Caenorhabditis sp. 36 PRJEB53466 is the source of this 2675-nucleotide messenger RNA. Lineage: Eukaryota; Metazoa; Nematoda; Chromadorea; Rhabditida; Rhabditidae. The record is from the annotation of a GenBank genome assembly.